Molecule: messenger RNA, 444 nt
Organism: Psilocybe cubensis
Lineage: Eukaryota; Fungi; Basidiomycota; Agaricomycetes; Agaricales; Agrocybaceae
Exons: 3
Coding region: 1-444 (147 amino acids)
Source: RefSeq, a predicted model, not a curated record
AUGGAGUUGGAGGCACAAUCAGUUGGAGAGCUUGCUAUAGAUUAUAUCAAUGUUUACACAACACCUUCUUUAGGGGGAACAUUUCUGGGCACGGAGCCAGCCCGACACUAUCGCCGCAAGAUUAAGCAACUUGGAUUGAAUGAGAAAUCUGAUGAUCAAUAUGAACUUAUCAAACGGCGAUCUUGGCCUCCGAAGCACGUUCGAGGUACACCCGGAGGCGCCAUCUCUACAAACAACGAGAAUGGUGCAGAACACGUCUUAACCCCAGCCCCGUUCCCUAUAGGGUUGGUGCCUAAUAUCCAUGAACGGACAUGUCCAGAAACGACGGGAUCCUCGGCAAUUCCGACAUCAGCAGCUACACACAUGACGCGACCUGCCACCAAUGCACUUCAUCGAAGUUUGACAGGGCUCACCAUGUCAACUCAACCUCCUGAAUACAGCUAA